AUGUUGGACGAGUUGUACAUCAAUCAGAUCCUCCACUGGUUAACCCGAAUAAUGGCAGGAGGAACAGGGAUAAUUUUGCUUCUUUUGAACAUCUGGUUCUUCCAAGCUAGUGCAUCACGGCUUCACUGCUGGCUACCCAAAGCUGUUGGACUAUGUAACAAGUCGACACCAUCGUGGUUCUACAACAUAUGGACGGCCCAAUGCACAGGUUUCCUCUACAGUGGCUGUGGAGGAAACUUGAACAGAUUUGACACGGAAAAAGAGUGCAACGAUGUUUGCUUACCCCCAAAUAAGCGAAAAAGGAACGUCUGCAGCUUGAAAGCGCGGUCAGGCAACUGCAAAGGUUAUAAUCCAAGGUGGACCUACGACCACAAAGAGGACAUAUGCCGGGGAUUCGUGUACAGUGGUUGCGGAGGAAACGCCAACCGAUUCAGCACGUGCUUGGACUGCAUGAGAAGAUGUAGCGGAAGAGACGGUCACUUACGCCGUUGCAUUCUACUGACGCCGAAAUUCAACGACAAGUAUUACGUGGCAUGGGAGCCCGAAUAAGCUGCACGGUGCACGUGAAAUGAGUAUU
Messenger RNA from Rhipicephalus microplus (southern cattle tick), 577 nucleotides. Its product is annotated as BPTI/Kunitz domain-containing protein. Gene Ontology annotation, molecular function: serine-type endopeptidase inhibitor activity. The record is from RefSeq and is a predicted model, not a curated record. NCBI's taxonomy places the organism in Eukaryota, Metazoa, Arthropoda, Arachnida, Ixodida, Ixodidae.